UCUCCGGGCAAGCCGUGUCAUCGCUGAGGGGCGGGGCAUUGGCUGUCGUCCUUUGCGCUGUGAGGGCGUCAUUUGAAUGAGGUUGCUAGGAAACGACUGGGGGUCAGGGAGUCAACGGAAAGGCUCUACGGGUAUAAUGAUGAUGUUCCACCAGUCUGAAGGAGAAGGCGAAGGGGGUAGAUGGCUAGAGUGGCGUAGCUGAAGCCGGCUCGUCUUUUAUUGCCCAAUCCCCACUCGUAUUUCUGGGACGAAGUCGUGUGAACGCGGUGCCUUGGCUUCCCUUCACCUUGUUGGUGACGGGAGGAAACGACGGCUGUCCAGGGUGACAUUUGAAGAGACGGACCUCGACAUGGCCACAACAGGAAGGGACCGUGACUAGGAAGGAGCCUGAGACCAGCAGCGGCGGGCAGCUUGAGACGGCGACGGAGGGCGACUGGGCCCCCCAGCUCGCCUCGGGCCCCUCCCCUGCGAUGGGGAAUGGGUUGUCGGAGCAGACGCCGAUCCUGUCGAGCCUUCCUUCGUUCCAGUCCUUCCACAUUGUGAUCCUGGGACUGGAUUGUGCCGGCAAGACCACCGUCCUGUACCGGCUACAGUUCAACGAGUUCGUCAACACCGUCCCCACCAAAGGUUUCAACACCGAGAAGAUCAAGGUGACGCUGGGCAACAACAAGACGGUCACUUUCCACUUCUGGGACGUCGGAGGCCAGGAGAAGCUGCGGCCCCUCUGGAAGUCCUACACCCGCUGCACGGACGGCAUCGUCUUCGUGGUGGAUUCUGUGGAUGUGGAAAGGAUGGAAGAAGCCAAAACGGAACUGCACAAAAUCACGCGGAUCUCGGAGAACCAAGGAGUGCCUGUGCUCAUAGUGGCCAACAAGCAGGACUUGAGACACUCGCUGUCGCUCUCGGAGAUGGAAAAGAUGUUGGCCACAGGCGAGCUGAGCGCUUCCACUCCCUGGCACCUGCAGCCUACCUGCGCUAUCAUAGGCGAUGGGCUCAAAGAGGGACUCGAGAAACUGCACGAUAUGAUAAUUAAGCGAAGGAAAAUGCUGAGGCAGCAAAAAAAGAAGAGAUGAGCUGCUGUAGCCAUGAGGGGUAAUUCCUUCUUGGCAUUUGACUAAAACACUUUCCAGCACCUGGCCUGCUUGUUUGGAUUCUGCACAGCCUAAUAAAACAGUCGGCUUGGUGGGAAGCUUUGCAGACACAGACCCGUUACCUGGUCUCCCCACAAGUUUUUUUGGGCACUGCUUUUUUAAGAAAACAAAACAGAAACGGCGCCCUUGUUGCAUAGUAUAAAAUGAUCAGGAAACAGAUGGGUGGGUAAAUGUGACCUGGAUAUCUUAAACAGCCAAAUAAAACAAUGAAGAGUGUUCUGCUUGUUGGUGUAAUCAUAUGUCUGAGAGUGCCUUUGCAAGAAAACUGCAUUCAAGGCAUUCAGUGUUUUUUCAACUACUGCUUGUAUGUGGAGUGUUUAGAUGAAGAUACGCAGCUUUCAAAUAGUGUCCUUUAACAUAUAUGGAGCUAGAAAACCAUUAUUUAAGGAGGCUGUGAAUGUGGAGGGUUUUUAAUGAAAGGCUGGCUGUAUGGUAUGCUUUUAGACUGAUUCUCUUAAAAUAACACUUGGAGCUGGGAUGAUUUGAACUACCACAGUUGUGGUAUUCAUGUUAUCUGAAGCUUGAUGGAGGGGAAAGUAUGGAAUACGUAAGCAUGGAUGAGUUUCCUGAUAAUGUAGCAUGCCUUGGUGUGUAGGGGUUCUUUAGAAAUAGCUGUCCAUCAUUAAGCAGUGCUAAUCAGGCUUGGACCAUACUUAAUUGUGCUAUGGAGAUAUGUCUAAAGAGUUUGCUCUCCGACAAAACACUAAAUAAUGAGACAAAGUCAACUUUUACCAUAAGGGACUUGGAUUUCUGGAUUUUUAUAGUGCAAUAUUACCUUUUAAUGAAAUUGGUGGCAAUAAAAUUUGAUCAUAAAUAAGUGUAAAUUAAGCUAAAUUCAACAGAUCUACAUAUCCCAUGUGCCCAGUGCUGUUAAAAUGUAGUGCCAGAUUGUUGUUUUGUUCUUGCAGUACUCUUGGGAAUGUAUUGAAGCUUUACAGACUCAAACCAUUUUAACACUGUAGAAAAACAAGAGGUUAAAGAUGACCUGUGUCUGCUCAAAUUAUGCUUUAAGCAUUCCUUGUUUACAGUGGUGCAAACAGUGUUAAGUGGAUGGGACACAUAUGAUGGAAAAUAUGAGUUUUCUUAUUGGUACAGUUUUGUUUUUUUAAAAAUGAACAAUUUGGGUAGCAGGUUAAAGGGCUAAAGUAAAGCCUAUAUUACUCUACUGGUGCUGUGAAUAAUUCCGUUGUAAGAGAACAGCUUAAAGGAACAGCAAGAAUUUUCCACUUGGCACAACCAACACAGUGUGUUGGUUUCCUACUAAUUAGAUAAUGGGGAGGAUAUCAAUGUCAGGAAACAUAACUUAUUGAUACUUGUAUAAAAUCAAAUUUUAUAGCCAGAUACUGCUUCGAAGGUAACCAAAAAUGCACUUUAGUGUUUUCCAAUACUGAAAGUGACAGCUUUUUAAAAAUAAAAUAAUGAAAUCCUGGUCCUUUUUGAAAGAAUUGAAGUAGCUUCCAAUGGAGCUUUUGUACGUUGGUUAUAUGUACCUGUACUAGUGACAAUGAAAGUCACUUAAUGUCUAUAUUUGUAGAAAUGUGGAUAACUUCUUAAACCUCAAUAAACCCAACUCCAAAUGAGUCAUCAGCAACAGAAGGUGACAACGGUUCACUGUGUGGAUCUUACUUUUUAUCAGAACUGUCUGCAUGAAACAACCCUUUAUUCACGUGAGAUUUGUAAAUGUGACAAUGUUAAAAAUUGCAGGUAUCUCAUUAAAGAUUUAAUGGCAAUUUG
Molecule: messenger RNA, 2885 nt
Organism: Rhineura floridana
Lineage: Eukaryota; Metazoa; Chordata; Lepidosauria; Squamata; Rhineuridae
Product: ADP-ribosylation factor-like protein 4A
Exons: 2
Coding region: 471-1073 (200 amino acids)
Biological process (GO): vesicle-mediated transport; intracellular protein transport
Cellular component (GO): cytoplasm
Molecular function (GO): GTP binding; GTPase activity
Source: RefSeq, a predicted model, not a curated record